AUGUCCUUUUCUGAUCUAAGUUGUUAUGAAAGGCUGACUGACAUUAACUGCAAGGAGGUAUCCAAGGCGAACGGCGCCAUUCAGCAGCUGCGGGGUCAGAGCUAUCUCCUACCGCCACCCUCCGGACGAGCCGUUUCGGGAGGCCAGCAGGAGAACCCCGGGAGCGGGGUUCUCGGUCGGCGGGGAACGAUCCACUCCGCGCUCCUUACGCCCCCGGCCCCGCCCCUCCGCGGCUGCGGAGUUCAGCUCUCGGUUGAAGCCCGGGGAAAGAAAACCGCGAGGCAAAAGUCAACGCGCAGGCCCCAGCGAGGAUCGAACUCGCGACCCCUGGUUUACAAGACCAGUGCUCUAACCACUGAGCUAUGGAGCCACCUACGAAGAUUUUCCGCUACCGACAGCUCCUCUUCCCCUUCGGGCCGCCUUCCCUCUCGCCGCCUCUGCUUCAGCGAGCGGGGGGAUCGCGACCGCCGCUCCCUCCCCUGGACGCGGGGCUCAGCGGCCCUCUUGCCGCUCUGUAUAAGCGUGAGGCAGCGGGAAGCUCCCGGCGAGCGCCGUCGGGCACCGCGCGGCAGCCACAGGUUUGCCUGCUGCCCGCUGGGCCUCGGGCUGUUUUUCCGGCCUCGGAGAUGGGACCCUCUUUGUCUGGCUGUGGGACCUGCUGAGGAGAGCCCCCGUCUGUCGGAUCUCUGGGCACCCCUGAGAGUUCUCGGGAAGACUCCUCUGCUCAUUCAGAUCACCUCAGGGACAGACAAGGACCAGCAGCAGCGGACCAGGAGGCCUGAUUCUAAGAUGAAGUACAGUGUUCCUCAAAGUACAGAAAAGGACUUGCCCACGCCUGGCUUUUGCCUUGAAGACAGAGAUAUUCCAUGA
Molecule: messenger RNA, 870 nt
Organism: Calypte anna (Anna's hummingbird)
Lineage: Eukaryota; Metazoa; Chordata; Aves; Apodiformes; Trochilidae
Exons: 4
Coding region: 1-870 (289 amino acids)
Source: RefSeq, a predicted model, not a curated record